CUAAACGCAUGCGCUUAGUCGGGAAAUUAAAAACAUGGCUAGAUGACAACUAAUUAGUUCUGGAAUUUUCCCAGAAACACCUGAUAUUGUGAAUCAAAGAAGAAGGAACAACACCUGGAUAGAUUGAAAACAUAGGAAGGAAAAGAUGGUCAGUAUUCCUGAAGAUGUAUUAUGGAUGGUCAUUGUCGGCUUUAUUAUAGCCUUUAUCCUUAGUUUUGCUAUCGGUGCUAAUGAUGUAGCAAACUCAUUUGGUACUUCUGUAGGAUCCAAAGUUCUUACCUUACGACAAGCCUGUAUUCUAGGUACAAUAUUUGAGAUAUUGGGUGCUGUUUUAAUAGGUUAUCGGGUGUCUGAUACAAUAAGAAAGGGCAUUAUAGAUGUUUCUUUGUACAAAAAUGGAAGUGAAGAUGUUCUUAUGGCUGGGAAUGUGGCUGCACUGACAGGCUCCUGUGUUUGGCUUGUUGUUGCAACAGUCCUGUCACUUCCUGUCUCUACAACACACAGUAUUGUGGGAGCUACAGUUGGAUUUUCUCUAGUUGUACAUGGCACCAAAGGAGUCAAUUGGAUAAAGAUGGCAUCUAUAUUUGGAUCAUGGUUUAUCUCCCCUUUAUUAUCUGGAAUUGUGUCAGUGCUAACAUUUCUUUUAGUUCAUCACUUGGUCUUGAAAAAGCCCAAGCCAUUAGAACCAGGCCUAAAAUUACUGCCGAUAUUCUAUGCCUUUACAGCUGCCAUCAAUUUAUUUUCUGUGUUCUAUAAAGGUUCUCAUUUGUUGCAUUUUGACAAGAUUCCUUUAUAUGGAGUGAUCAUUUUAACAUUUGGAUCAGCAUUAUUAGUAGCUCUGCUAGUUAAAUUUGUUGUAACGCCUUGGUACAGAAAAAGAAUUAUAGCUGAAGUAGCAAAAGCUAAAGACAAAGAAUCAUUAAGUUCUAUUUCUGUCGAAAAUGAAUUUGGGAAGAGUCGUGAUGCUCUUGUACUAAGCUCUGCUCAUAUGGCACAUAACAGUGUUAAAGAAUAUGAUGUUGAUCAAAGUGGAACCAAAUAUCCACUGAAAGAAGAUAAAGAAACUGAUGUUUUAUAUACUGAAGUAGAGGAGACAGGAACUCCAAUAGCAAGCACUCCAUUGAAGGGUUGUACAGAUGGUAUUGAAGACAAAACACCAGAAAAAGAAAUAACUACCUCAUUUUCAACUCCAACAGCCAAUGAUAAUUCAGAUUUACCUCUACUGGAAAAAUAUGAUGAUAGCAAAGUUUUUACCAAAAAUAAUGAUGACAGUAAGAACAGUUCAUCAUCCUCGUCAGCAUCCUCAUCAACAGAAGAUGAAGAGACGAAGCGUAUGAUUGCAAGAGAAAAUCUAAAAGAUAAGCCAGAAAGUGUCGCCUUGUUCAGUUUUCUACAGAUUCUCACCGCUGUGUUUGGAUCAUUUGCUCACGGUGGUAAUGAUGUUAGUAACUCCAUUGGUCCUUUGGUUGCCGUCUGGCUGAUUGGAACUGAAGGAAGUGCAUUACAGAAGGCCCAAACUCCAAUCUGGAUCCUAUUUUAUGGAGGAUUUGGUAUUGCCAUUGGAUUGUGGAUAUACGGCAGAAGAGUUAUCAAGACAAUGGGAACAGAUCUUGCCAAAAUUACACCUUCAUCUGGAUUCUGUAUUGAGAUUGGUUCAGCCCUAACAGUACUUAUAGCUUCAAACAUUGGCAUUCCUAUCAGUUCAACUCAUUGUAAAGUAGGAUCGGUUGUAGCUGUAGGCAGGGUUCGGUCCAGAGAAAAUGUGGACUGGAAAUUAUUCCGAAAUAUAGCCUUGGCAUGGAUUGUGACUGUUCCUGUUUCUGGCGGUAUAAGUGCAUUGACAAUGUUUAUUUUCACGUUAGUCAUAUAAGAUCUGUAAUGACUGAAAGAUGGAGAGGAAAACUGUUGAUAAAGUGUGCAUCAAAAACCACAUUUCUUUAUAUAUCAUUGAUAGAAAACUUGAUUUUACAUUUUUACUAAUUUUCCAUCAAAGAUGAAGGAAUGUUUUGGUGAAGUCUUUCAUCAUAAAUUCUGUAAGCAUAAUAUUUGCUGGGAGUGCUAGGAGUAAAUGUAAAAUUGCAGUGUGUUGUGAAGAAUAGUUGCUAACUUUACUUUGAGGAAUGAACAUUUCAGUGCAUGCAAUUUAAAUAGUGCUACCAACCUUAUUUUGAGGGACGAAAUUUUCAGUGCAUUCUAGUUUCAAUAGUGCUAUAAAAUUUAACUUUGUAAAGUUUUAUGAAUGAGAAUGCAUAUGCAAUUGCUAUUCUAUAAAUUUCUUGCAAUAAUUUCAGAUUAAGAACCAAAUUAUGUAUCAAGUUGAAUACACACAUAUUUCUUUUGGCCUUAUGCAAUGGCCUUGCAAUAAUGGUGAUAGUGACAUUUUCAUUUCUUUUGUGUUUGAGAAAAUUUAAUUUUGUUUAUUUAUAUCCUGGUCUUCCUGAAUAGAACAUAAUUAGUUUAAAAAUAGUAGGAAUCAGUAAGGGAUAUUCCAGAAUUAAUUUGGGUGAAGGGGGGUUGGAGGUUUGUUAGAAGUUUUCACCUAAUAAUGAAUAAUAGGGGGGGGGGGAGAAAUGCCUUCCAACCCCUAACCUCUUACAUUUAAUUUUGAAUAGCACUUGGCUAAUCAUGCAAUUUGACAUUUAGUCACUUGACAAGGGAUAUGAUCCGAUAUCUCCUUUGAAAAAAAAUUAAAAAAUCUGAAAGGUAAUUAACUGAUUAAUGUUGAAAUCAGGACACUCCAGGAUAAUAGAAUAGCUAUUCUGGCUUCACAGGAGAUAUGGGCUCAUAUUCUCUGUGAAGAUCCCAAAUAACAUAUACUUUUAAAUUAAGUUUAAUGUAUAUUUUAUUUUUGUAUGUAUUAAUAUAUCAUUUAUUAACAAUUCUUGUAUACAUAAAGUUAUAUUUUGUAUUAACCAUGUAACUUAUUGAUCUGUAAUUUUGAUCUGUGAUCUCUAUGAAAAUCCAAUUUAUUUUAUCUUGGUCAGCACUGCAGACUUUACUUCCCUUAGGACAAUCCUAAAUUUAAUGUAUUGGAGAGUUGGACAUCACAUCAUACUUUAUUCUGUGGGUAAUAAGCCUGGAAGCAAGUAUAGUUCUGCAACAAAUGAAAAUAGAAAAAUUUGGGUGGUGGGUUAUAAAUAAAAGUGUUGUCCAACACCCUACAUUUCUUCCCGGAAUAAUCCUUAGUAGCAAGAAGGUAAAGCAGUUUUGCUGUACAAACUGUUGAAAGGAUGGUAGAGGUUCUAAUAUAUAUGUGUGAAAAGGAAAUAUUCUCCCGUUUGAGUAAAGAUGUGUGAUUCUGGUCAUAAAAAAAUAUUUUUUACGGUCCUACGAUAUUUUUUUCAAAGUUUAAUACACUGAAUGUUAAAUUCACCCAAAUGAGAACCAAUUUGGCCCAGUCUGCAUCAUUAGCCACUAGUCUGAUGCCCCAGACUAGUAAAACUUUUUUGGUACAAGUUAGUAUUUGCAAAACUUUGCUUAGACACAUAAGAAAAAUGUCUGAAUAUUGGUCCUCGGGUCCUCGGACUAGUAGUUGGAAAAGAUUUUGGUGUAACUCAUUUGCAACAGUUUUAGUACUAGUGUGAUAGUAGUGUUAAUUUAUAAUAUGUCAAGGAAUGAGUGCUUGUUCUUAAUUUAAUAAAAAUAUUUUUGUAUUUAAAGCUUUGUUUUUCGGGUAGUUGUUUUUAAAAUGCUCUUUUACAGCAUUUUAUUUGUUGACGGUAUCUGUUGUUCAUUAUUUAGACUGUUAUUUUGAUAAGUAACCAAUAUAAUCCUAUAGACAGGAUAGAUGCAAAUUGAGUGUUGAGCUAGUUUUAUAUUAUAUUGCAUCACAUUAUUUUAAAAUUUUCAGAUUUAUUAAUAAAUCACUGAAUUCAUUUUUCAUUUUCACAAUUACAAUUUCAACUAAUAUUUCAUAAAACGUUAACUUUUAAGCUUUCAUUACAGAGGAAAUUUAUUUUUAUAAUUGCUUUAGAAGGCAAUCACAGACAAAAAAUAUGAAAAAAAUAUUUUUCAUUUAAAGAAAAAAAGUGAAAUAAGAAAAAAACAUAAAAAUAAAAGAAAAAGGUAAAAAAAAAAAAAAAAAAAAAAAAAACUUAAAACCCUAUUUAAAAAAGAAAAAAACAAAACAAAACAAAAUAUAAAAUGAAAUGGAUAAAUAUUCUUUUCCAGAUUAAUUUCAUGUUAUAUUUCUACACUGAAAAUCACUGUAGAGUCUAAAAAAAAUAUCAUUAGAAUAGAAAAAAAAUGCAAAAAAAUAGUAGAUAUAUCUUACUAACAUUUAUUAUUGAUCAAUAAAAUAUAAUUUGUUAGUAAUCAUGAUUACUUAAUCAGUACAGAAGUCAACCUUAUUUAUUUUUCAUAAGGGACCCCCAAAACUAUAUGUGUUGAGGGUUUGUAGGUUUGAAUUGUUUUUUCAUAGUUUAGUUUUUAUGAAAUAAAUUAAUAAGCCAGUUAAUUGGCUGCAAUUGUAACUUAAAAUGCAAUAAUUCAAGUGUAAAUAUUAAAACUGCUUUGAUUUGAAUUUAGCAUAAUAUUCAGUAUAUCAUACUUGGAAACUAUCAUAACAGGUUUCAUAUGCAAAAAUAUGAAAUUCAUAAACUGUAUAUAAUACUAAAUCCUUUGUUAGAAUCAUUUUUUAAAAGAACAUCACUUCUAAUACUAUAUACAGAGAAAACUGCUUUAAAUAUAUAUCAAAUUCAUAUAUAUCAAAUCAUUUUGAUUUGUUUUAUUAACCAGUAGUUGUAGUUUUCUUUUGAGAAUGUGUUGACCACCUUUUAUACGAAAAGCAGUCUGCAAAUUUCACCCCCAGUCGUAAAGUACUAAUUCUUGAUAGUGGAAAUUUUACUUAAAAUUAGUUUUCACAAGUUAAAAAAAUGAUCUGGUUUUCAGUCCAGGUUUGCAGAGUUUUUAAAUUUUGUCUUAUCAUAAUAAAUUCGUCUAUUGUUAUUUGCUUUAAGUCUUAAAAUUUUUUGCAUCAGAAACAGUCUAAUUUUUUUAUCAUGUCAUCUAUAUUAUAUAUGUAGGACACCAAAGUGCGAUGGUACUUUAAAGUGCGAUGGUCACGCUAAAGUGCAAUGGUCUACGCUAAAGUACGAUGGUGUCUCAAGCUAAAGUGUGAUUGUUGUUUGUUUGCUAAAGUACCAUGGUAUAUCACGCUAAAGUGCGAUGGACCAAAAGGGUAAGGUUAGAGGACUUAAAACAUUAAAGUACAUGGAUGUUAAGAAAUAGUCUUCCUACAAAGUACAAACUAAUGUUUUAGCGGACAACUUAUAAUUUACGCAUGAAAACAUGUACCUUUAUUUUACCAACGUUACAUUUCAAUAAAAUCGAUAAUAUUUUAACGGGGACAACAAAAUAAACUGCAAGUUACAUGAACAAUGAUUUAAAUGUAUCCGUUCGCUUCCAAUAGAAGCAGGAUACAGGAUGCUUAUGCGUAUACUAUUUUGUUAUGCGUAUAUUAUUUUGUAUCUAUAUAGUAAAAUGGUCGACUGGAGGAUACAAGUCCUUCUUCCAGCACCCAAAAAAAAAACAACAUUUGCUUCAGCCGACAAAGCACAGUUACUUUUAAAUAAAUUAAGUCAUGGACAUUUGGUUUAAAAGUUGUUAAUCAAGUAUUCUUAAUUUAUCUUCUGGCAUGUUCAUUUUUGGUUUGUAUAAACGACUGUUAACGUCAUAAUCCAACUACGUUUCUUACGUCUGUACUUUCACCGACCAUCAGACUUUAGCAUAUGGAGGCAUCGCACUUGAACUCAGACAGUCGCACUUUAGCGUCACCAUCGUACUUUAGCGUCUCCAUCGCACUUUAGAGUCCUACAUAUAUAAUCAACUACCUUACCCUUAAACAAAUUUGCUACUAAAUGUCUUUUGUAUUAAAAGAUGUUGAUGUAAUUAAGAUAUUAUUUUGAUUAAGGUCUUUGUUCAUGUACAUUUCAACAAAGUCUGAUUUAUCCUUUUCAUUUAUAAUUAGAAUAACAAAACUUGGAAAUGAUUGAAGAUUUUUACUGCCUUUUGUAAUUUCUGGGUCCAAAUAAUGUCUCUUAUCAUACAUACUUCAUUUCUAAUGAAAAUGAUAAU
Mytilus californianus (California mussel) is the source of this 6075-nucleotide messenger RNA. Its product is annotated as sodium-dependent phosphate transporter 1-B-like. The transcript has 16 exons. Gene Ontology annotation, biological process: phosphate ion transmembrane transport. The coding region runs from base 146 to 1870 and encodes 574 amino acids. Lineage: Eukaryota; Metazoa; Mollusca; Bivalvia; Mytilida; Mytilidae. Gene Ontology annotation, cellular component: membrane. The record is from RefSeq and is a predicted model, not a curated record. Gene Ontology annotation, molecular function: phosphate transmembrane transporter activity.